Messenger RNA from Mytilus californianus (California mussel), 3773 nucleotides. RefSeq names its product N-acyl-phosphatidylethanolamine-hydrolyzing phospholipase D-like. The record is from RefSeq and is a predicted model, not a curated record. Gene Ontology annotation, cellular component: cytoplasm. The transcript has 6 exons. Lineage: Eukaryota; Metazoa; Mollusca; Bivalvia; Mytilida; Mytilidae. Gene Ontology annotation, molecular function: zinc ion binding; N-acylphosphatidylethanolamine-specific phospholipase D activity. Bases 82 to 1212 code for a protein of 376 amino acids.
ACUUCCGGUAAUAUCUACGUUGUUUACUUUCGUUUUAAAAGUGAAACAUGUUGGAUUUUCCAAAAACAAAACAUUUGGCCAAUGGCAUGUUGUAAAGACAAAGAAAGAUCAGAAUUUGACAAUAUGGCAGAAGGUGAGGAAAGAGAUUCCUUAAGAGAGAUACAUGUACCUGUUAAAAAGACAGGAUUGUUUGGAUCUGUAUAUUACAACAAUCCUCCUUCAUGGAAAGAAUGGUACAAACCGGGUGCACUUCCAUUUCUGAAGAUGAAAUGUUUGGAAAAAAAUGAAGCAGGAAUACCCUCAAAUGAGGAAGAUUUAAACAAAGAACUGCCAGUUCAUAAAAUUGAUGGAGAGGGGAAAAAAACUCUGGAAAGACCUAAAUCUGACAUCCAAUAUAUGUGGAUUGGUCAUGCUACAUUUUUAGUUCAGUUUGAUGAUAUAACAGUAUUGACAGAUCCAGUUUUUCUCUAUCGCUGUUCACCAGUACAGGUAGUAGGACCUUACAGAUAUCGACCCACUCCAUGUGAAAUUGAAGAUCUACCCAAAAUUGAUGCAGUAAUUGUUAGUCAUAAUCAUUAUGAUCAUUUGGAACAUGAUGCUGUUAUUAAGUUGAAUAACAGAUUUAGCAAAAUAAAAUGGUAUGUUCCAGAAGGAACAAAGACAUGGUUUCAGAAGUAUGACUGUAAUAAUGUGAAGGAAAUGACUUGGUGGGAAGAGAAUACCUUGAGCGAUGAAAGACUUGAUGUAAAAUUUUGCUGUGUACCAGCUCAACACUGGAGUCAAAGAACACCUAUAGAUGCAAUGAAGAGUCUAUGGUGUGGCUGGGUUAUAAAAGCUAAACAUACAUUUUACUACUCAGGAGAUACAGGAUACUGUCCUGUCUUUAAAACAAUUGGUGAAAAAUAUGGACCCAUGGACCUAUCAGCAAUACCCAUAGGCUGCUACGCUCCAAGAGACUUUAUGAAACCACAGCAUAUUGGUCCAAAAGAAGCUGUCAUGGUACAUGAAGAAGUUGGAUCUAAAUUCUCUGUUGGUAUACACUGGGGUACAUUUAAUGGACUUGGCUCACAUGAGUUUUAUCUAGAGCCAAGAGACCUGUUGAUAGAGGAAGUUGAAAAAGCAAAAAAAGUGAAUAAGAACUUGGGUGAUUUUAUCACUGUCGAGCAUGGUGAAAUUAAAACUAUUGAUGAUAGUGUUGGCGCAAAACUGUAAAUUCAUUGAAAGUGAUUGAUUCAAACAGCAGGAUCAGAAAAGAGUCAUUGUACCUAUUUCAAAACUACAGAAAUUUGAGCAUGUAUUUUGUUUAUUUUUAUGUGUCUUGUUUUUAAGAGUUGUUUCCCAUGUUUUUUCAGAAGUUAAUAAAUUUGCAAAUUGUGCUUCAGGUCUUACACAAAAGAAUAUAUAUUCAACAAAGAAACUCUAUCUCUUUUGACUUCUUAGGAGUUAUUGUUAAUUUAAAAAAGAACAAUAUCAACAUUGACAAAAGAAAAAGAUAAAAAUGCAAAGAAAAGUCUACAAUAACACUUCACAGAAACCAGUGUGUGUUUUCAUGUUUGUUUGUUAAGGUUAAGUCAAAAAAUGUUUUUUUUUUGUAUUUAUGAAGUAUUUAAAAUAAUUGAAUUUAAUUGAACUAUCCAUAGUAAUUGUGUUUUUUGAAUGCAUUAGAAUAUAAAUGCAGCUGUUCACCAAAAUGACCAACUAGAAGUUAUGUGAAUUAUAGCCAAAAAGAUUAUCAUUAAUUAAAUGCAAAAUAUUGGUACUUGUGUAAAUAGUUUUGAUAAUCAAAUGAAUUGCCUGGAAAGGAGAAGAAAGAUAAUGAGAGGAUUUAGUAAAGAUUUUAUUAACCGGAUUUCCGAAGGAAAAUCGGUUAUUGAUUUGGGGAUGUACAACGGGCGGGUGGUCGGGUGGCUGCCAAACAGUGUCCGUUCAAAAACAUGAAAACGCUAUGACCAAAUUUUUUCAAAGUUAGAUAUGUUGUUUCCUGUGACUAAAUGAAGGUCAAAUUCAAUUUUCACGAUUUUAACUUUUCUCCUGGUUGAGUUAUUGCCCAUUUUGAUAUCCAAAAGUGGUACUUCUAAUGUGAUUGAGUUAUUUCCCUUUGAACAGAAAUUGUUAAUUAUAUAUAUAAAGUUUGAUUACACUAAGUGUUUUUAAAUAAUUUUCACCUGUUAUCAGAUUACAAAGCAUAUGGUAAAUGUCUUAUGACACAAUUAUAAUUGGAGUGACAGAUUUAUUUGAAAAUUUUCUGUUUCCUAAGUGCUGAUGAUUAUAAGCUAUAUAGUAAGAAAUUUACUGUUCAUUUUUGUCGAGCCUUCGACUUUUGUCGCAGAAAACUCAACAUAGGGAAAGUGAUCUGGCGGCGGCAGCAGCAUUAACUAACUUCUUAAAAGCUUAAUAUUUCAGAAGGUAGAAGACCUGGAUGCUUCAUACUUUGUAUAUAGAUGCCUUAUGAUAUGAAGUUUCCGUCUGUCAUAUGUCCAUUGUCCUGACCUCAUUUUCAUGGUUCAGUGACUACUUGAAAAAAAGAUAAGAUUUUUUGUAAUGUUAAUUUCUCUCUUAUUAUGGGUAAUAGGAUAACUAUAUUUGGUAUGUGCGUACCUUGCAAGGUCCUCAUGCCUGUCAGACAGUUUUCACUUGACCUCGACCUCAUUUCAUGGAUCAGUGAACAAGGUUAAGUUUUCGUGGUCAGGUCCAUAUCUGAGAUACUGUAAGCAAUAGGUCUACUAUAUUUGGUAUAUGUAAUGAUUGUAAGGUGUACAUGUCCAACUAGCAGGUGUCAUCUGACCUUUACCUCAUUUUCAUGGUUCAGUAGUCAUAGUUUAGUUUUUGUGUUUUGUUCUGUUUUUCUAAUACUGUAUGCAAUAGGUCAACUGUAUUUGGUGUAUGGAAAUAUUUUAUGAUGUUCAUGUCAGUCUGGCAGGUUUUAUUUGACCUUGACCUCAUUUUCACAGUUCAUUGCUCAAUGUUAAGUUUUUGUGUUUUGGUCUGUUUUUCUAAUACUGUAUGCAGUAGGUCAACUAUAUUUGGUGUAUGGAAAUAUUUUACAAUGCACAUGUCAGUCUGGCAGGUUUUAAUUGACCUUGACCUCAUUUUCACGGUUCAUUGCUCAAUGUUAAGUUUUUGUGUUUUGGUCUGUUUUUCUAAUACUGUAUGCAGUAGGUCAACUAUAUUUGGUGUAUUGAAAUAUUUUACGAUGUACAUGUCAGUCGGGCACGUAUCAUCUGACCUUCACCUCAUUUUCAUGGUUGAUUGGUCAAUGUUCGGUUUUUCCUGGUUACCUUUUUUUCUUAGAUACCUUUAGCAAUAGGUCAACUAUAUUUGAUGCAUGGAAUGAUUUGAAGGUGUACAUGUCUGUCUGGCAGGGUUCAAAUGACCUUGACUUCAUUUUCAUGGUUCAUUGGUCAGUAUAGAAUUUCCAUGGUUUGGUCUGUUUCUUUUAUACUAUAAGCAAUAGGUCAUCUAUAUUCUGUGUAUGGAGGGAUUGUAUUAAAGGUGUACAUGUAUUUCUGGCCUGGUUUAUCUGACCUUGACCUCAUUUUCUUGGAUCAUAAAUGUUAAUGUGAUACUUGUAGACAUUGUAUUAAUGAUAAAAUUUUGGAUUUUUUUUUUCUUUCUUUGGUUAAUUGUUUGAAGAAUUUAGUAGUAGGUUUGUUUGUUAUUCUGUAAAAACUCAUUUUCUGAAUGCUAUAUCUCAUUUUUUUUUUAUGAAGUGAACUCCUUUAAAAACUAAGCUUAUAUCAUGUAUAUUGUCUUUUAAUAAACAUAUAUUUAGA